UACAAUCUUAAAUGGGAUUCACAUUUCACAGUCUGUGACCGAGCUCACGUCACGUGCCACGCCGUUUCCCUCUAUAAAAUAACAAAUUAUUAUACACGCCACUAAGAAUUGACAUAUUGAAGUCAGCUUUGGCUGAAUCUGAAGAUCAUUCUACCUGCCCCACCUGCUUCCAUUAUUGUAAAAGCAACCUUCCGCAUAACCCGGUCUCAAGAAGUAAAACCCACUUGAAUGCUUGGCGGGUCCCCGACAAUGGACUGUCAUCCAACCGUCAAUUCACCAUUUGUUGGCUUAAACGAUCAUUCAAUAAAUAAAACAGAGGUCCAAUAAAAAGACAAUAUGUAUGGCCCAGAAUAGCUGAGCUGAGACUUUUUUCGUUGCAAAAUAUAGUCCUCAGCCACAAGCGAGGAAGAUAAUUCAGAGAUUGAAGAUUUCAACAAGAUGAUUAAGGAAGGUUGCAGCCUCGACGGGAACUUGGAUGAAGCAAAGUUCGGCGAGCCGUUGCCAUUUAUUGGCAUCUAUGUAGCAGCAGCUUCUUUGGCAUGCGCAGUUGCUAUGGCUGUAGAUGCUAUCCAGGGCUUUUACUAUCGAAAAUUUUGGUUUCCCUGCAAAUAUUUCACUCUUAAUGCUACUUCCCUCACAAUAAUAGCUGUCGCAGUCAAAUUUUCAGUGGAUCUAAAUACCGCUAUGCCUCGCAAAGACGACCAGCUUGCCAAGCUCAGUAGCGCGGCUCUAUUAUGUAUAACAAUGGGUAAUACUAUGCCUUCCCUUGGCACCAUGGAGAACAAAGAACUGCUCAUGAACAUUAUGGCUCUGGGAAUACUUGUUAUCACCGUGGUUGUUAAUAUCUGCAUCCAACUGGGUACUGGCGUAAUCUUUAUUUUCUGGAAAGAACAUGCCUUUAUUUUGUUUCUCAUGCUUGUAAUGCUUGCUCUCCUAAGUUUUUCGGCUCUAACUGUGCCGGUGACUAAGCGAUAUCUAGAGAUUAAGUACAAUAAAAAGUACCAGUUAGCUCUCAAAGAAGGUUCAAAUGAAGCAAAUAUUCCAUUGUUUCAGAAAUUGAAAGAAGAUCUAAUGAAAAUUUGGAUAAUGGCUCAUACCAGCAGCCCGCAGUUCGUGAUUGGGCGAUCAGUUACGUGCGCUGCCUCAGGUGCGUUGUGCCUGCUGGGUGCCAUGACUUUAGCACAAGCCAUACUUCGAUCUUACUUGAUGCCCUGGUCAUUCCGAUUCUGUAAUGGGAAGUCCGACUAUAAGUGGUCAACCAUUGUUGUUCUCGUUACACAGACCUUUACUGUUGGAGUAGGAACUAUUGCCCCUGCAUGUAGAUGGUUCACUGCCAUAAACUACAGAUGCCCAACUAGAGGGAAGAAGAUCAUCUGCACUAGGCAGGUCUUCAAAGUAGAGAAGUAUUGGAUCCAGAAACUGAUUGAGCUGAAGGAAUGCCCAUUAGUUUUUCGAAUCCAAAAUCGGCAUUGCAGGAAGCUUGUCCACUUUGCCAAAAAUCAAUUUCUUAACAUGUGCAUAGGCAUGCAAACAGGGAUUGUGCUCGGAAGCAAAGCUGUUCAACUAAUUGCCGUUUACCUUGUAGGCCAUAUUCUGUUGAUCUGUGAUCACUGCAGAGAGUUGAAGAAGAAAUUCAAACCCAAAAACAGCUUUUCAAUCGACUCAAUAUCGGAAUCACAAUCCAGCUCAAAGCCGGAUCUCAGCCGUUUUGUUUUGCAUCUUGAAGGUGAGGAUGAACUAGUUAAGCUCAUAAUGAAGGACAAUUGUGAUGCUACUAAUCACUGGAUGCGGAUGGGCAAAAAGAAGCAGCCAAAACAUCUAAUUAAAUUGUUGAAACAAUCAACGGGCUCAAAAGGAUUCAAGGGAGUGCAAGACUUUGACAGUUACCUAGUUCCUCAUCUAGACAUUGAGGAACCUCCAAAUUGUUGGGCUCUUGCCGUAGUGACUCUUGCCAGCAUUGCAGUCACACUUCCAAACAUCGAUAGCCGUUUAGUCAAGCAGUUGCUCUGGGGAGUGCAUGAAGGCCUCGGGUAUGUGAAAACCAUUGAAGAAAGCCUAGAUGAAAAAGGAGAUUUGAUUAACAUCAGGAAGGCAGCUGAAGUUGUAUGGCUAGAAGUUGAUCUCUAUCACAAGUGGCUAUGUGUCGAUCUCACUAAACUGUCCCUGCAAGCAAACAGCCCCAGGGAUGUACUCGAAGCACUAACUGAUGCUGCAAAGAACAGGUUUGUGGAACACAAGAAGACAUACAUGACUCAAUGUUUCUUUAAGGAAAGCCCUUCAAAGUGGCCCCGCGAGUUGUUGGCAUCAAAUUCUAUGUAUAGAAUAACCCAAACACUCCUACUAAAUUACCAAAGUACAACCAACCAGACAAGUGAAAAAUUGCUUGAAGUACUUACUGUCAUGAUCUCUGAUAUCAUGGGUGCUUGUAUCACCAACAUACCACGUGCAAUAUCCACCAAGUGUUUGAGCAGCACUAUUGAGGAAAGGAAAAAAAGUGUGCGGCAAACGGUUUUCAUUCUUGGUAAAAGUAGAGAGAUUCUCAAUCUUCUAGACCAAUGGAGGCUCCCAAAUUUACACCCUGAUCAAAUGGCAUACAUUGAUGAAUGGCGUUCGUUAAGAAAGCUGGAGGACAAUUUACUCUCCUUCCAAUCUUUGCCAGAGACUGACACAGUUUCUUCCACUUCAAGUGAGUUGCGCCUAACCAUUGAGCAAGAGACACAAGCUUGGAGUUGAAAAACACACGUAGCUUGCAUUUGGUUUCUAGUCAGUAGUCAUUGCAGGCUCGCUGUAAGGAAUGUAGAAUUCAGUUGCAUGUAUCAUGUUCCGAGUACCAUAAUGCAUAAUCCAUAUACUUAUGUAAAAGAGGGACUCACAUCCUCUUGAUUUGUGAAACUAGAAAUACCUAUAUCAUAUGUGUUACUUGUACCUGGUAAUGCAUUAAUGGCAUAAGAUGAUCUCAACUAUUGUGAUAA
Messenger RNA from Mangifera indica (mango), 2972 nucleotides. RefSeq lists its product as uncharacterized. The transcript has a single exon. The record is from RefSeq and is a predicted model, not a curated record. The coding region runs from base 439 to 2733 and encodes 764 amino acids. NCBI's taxonomy places the organism in Eukaryota, Viridiplantae, Streptophyta, Magnoliopsida, Sapindales, Anacardiaceae.